CGAACAGUAGACUCAACCAUGAAGGUGCUCAGCAUUGCUAUUCUCAAGUGGAAGAAGGAUACCCCUGAACCAGUCGUUCUUUGCCAGGAGUGCGAACUUUCGCAGUUUAGCUAUUUCCAGAAGACUGCGGUGAAGCAGAUGCUAACUUUCAUCUCGCGAACACUGAUCCAGAGAACGAAUUUUGCUGAACGACAGAGUGUAUCCCACGAGGAAUACAUGUGUCAUUGUUACCUUCGUCAGGAUGGAUUAGGUGCGGUGAUCGUAACGGAUAAGGAAUAUCCGGCGCGUGUGGCGUUCAAUUUGGAGACGAAAUUGCUCGAUGACUUCGACACCAAAUACAUGGCUCGCUGGAAGAACGCGAAGGAGGACAACCAAUUCCCUGUUCCCACCCUGGCGAAGACGCUGCAGGACUAUCAAGAUCCAGCGAAAUGCGAUAAGAUCACGCAGAUCAACACGCAGAUCGACGAGACAAAGAACGUGCUGAAUAAGACGAUUGACAGCGUGCUGGAGCGAGGUACGAAGCUGGAUGAUCUGGUGGGAAAGUCGAACGAUCUUUCGGAUCAUAUCCUUUGGAAAUGGAAUUGUUAUUGUUGGUGGCGGUUAACGGGCAGAGUCGAAAAUGUUCUACAAGCAGGCGAAAAAGAUGAACUCAUGUUGUACGAUUAUGUGAGUUUUUGUUUUUAUUGUUUGUUUUAUCUCACAUCUACAUGGAAAAUGCUAUGA
Messenger RNA from Blastocystis hominis, 723 nucleotides. RefSeq lists its product as hypothetical. The record is from RefSeq and is a predicted model, not a curated record. The coding region runs from base 19 to 723 and encodes 234 amino acids. Gene Ontology annotation, cellular component: Golgi apparatus. NCBI's taxonomy places the organism in Eukaryota, Bigyra, Opalinata, Blastocystidae. Gene Ontology annotation, biological process: endoplasmic reticulum to Golgi vesicle-mediated transport. The transcript is spliced from 5 exons. Gene Ontology annotation, molecular function: SNAP receptor activity.